UAUGAUUAUAGAAUUAACACUAAAAUCAGAUUCAGCAUAAUCCUUACAAAGAAAUUCAUAAAUUUUAAAAAUAGUUCGUGUAGUACGUUUUAUAAAAAUACUGCGAUUAAUCAGGGCUCUAAAGUUAAAGAAAUACAUAAAUCAAUUGGAAGAUUAGUUGAUGAUGGCAAAAUCCUUUAUUUCUUUCUUAGCUUUUCUAAAGAUUUGUUUACUUAUAUUAUGCUUGGCUCAUUGGCUAGCUUGUAUAUGGAACUUAAUUCGGAUCAUUGAAAAUGCCGAUCAAAAUUGGUAUACAAGAUAUUAGGAAUUCUAAUUAGAAAAUUAUAUUGCCUAUUAGGAUACAAACUAUUGGGUAUCAUAAUAUUUAGUGGCUAUAUAUUUUUCUGUAACAACUAUGAUUACCAUAGGAUAUGGCGAUAUUUAUCCUAUAACAACAAUAGAAAGAUCUUUUGGUGUUAUUGUUAUGAUAUUUUCAUCAGGUUUAUUUGGAUAUGUAAUGAAUUCGAUAGUUUUACUUUUCGAAAAUUAAGAAGAGAGUGUAGUAGAGUUAUUAUAAUAGUAAGAAAAUAUAUUCUUAUAUCUAAAAUAAAAGAGAGUUAGUAAAUAGUUAGUGGCAAGAAUAAAAAAUUACUUAGAAUGGCUAUAAAAAUAAGAGUAAAUAUAACAUAGUUAUGAAUAAUAAGUUCUUAUAAAUUUAUCAGAAAAUUUAAGAAGAGAAAUUUUAAAAUUAAUUCAUCAGAAAAUAACUUAAUCUUGUUUAUUCUUUUCUUAAAACUUUUCUUUGCAGUUAUUAUAGAAACUUGUUUAUUAUUUCAAAGAAUAAACUUUUAGCCCUGAGGAUAUUAUACUAUAAUAAGGAGAUAUUGAGAAUAAAUAAAUCUAUUACAUUCUUAAUGGAAGUGUUAGAAUUGAAAAUAUUUAGUAUGAAUUAAAAAAGAAAGAAUAUUUUGGAGAAAUUGGAUUUUUCGCAAAUGUUCCAAGAUGUUCAACAAUUGUAGCUACUAAUUUUAUUAAUCUAUUAACAUUAUGUAGAAGCAAAUUCCUUCAAUUAUUAUCACCAGAAGAUAUGGAAAAAUAUUUUGAAAUUAAAUUCUAAAUAGAAAUAGAAUAAGAUGUUAGUUCUCUAAAAUUGAGAUGUUAUUUGUGUUAAGAAAACAAUCACAUUGCAACUUAAUGCCCUUUUUCUCAUUUCAUAAUUUAAAAAUAUGAUAGGAUCACAAUUAUUCAAAAAUUUUAAAGUAAAUGUAAAAAGAAGAGAAAUAAUAGAUAAAAAGAAAAAAGUCUCUUAUUAUUAAGAAAUGAGAAAUAUCUAAAGGCUUAAUAUAAAAUUGAUAAGGAUAUGUUGAAUAUAGAAUAUUUUUUAAAUAAAAAAAAACAAAUGACUAAAUUUAAAUUGGCACAAAAAGUUUUAAGAGAUAAAUAAAUUAAAGAUUCUUUUGUAGGUGAAUGUCUGAAAGAAUAUACAAGAUUUACUCCAAAAUGUAACAUUGGGACUAUUAUAUCAAUUGUUAAUAGUAAGGCAGAAGUUAAUUAAAAAGUAUUAGAAAAUAAGAGAGAGGAAGAAAGAAAAUAAAGAACAAAAGAGAGUGCUGAGAAGUUUAUUAAAAUGUUGUAGAUGAAGAAGCAAAAUUAAAUGAAAUUGAAUAUUUAAAAGUAAAAUAAGAGUAGAUUAUCUAUUGAUAAUAUAUUAAAAUUUGCUUAAAGAGAAUUGGCAAGAAAACCUUCAUAGAAUGAUGAAAAUAGAAGGAGACUUUUAUAUGUUUAAGAGAAGAGAUAAAAGAAUACAAAGAGUUUUAAUUCUUUUGAAUCAGGAGGUAAAAUUUAAUUGACUUAUCCUGCAAUUCCUGAUGAUGCUUUUGAAAGUCCAGUUUAGGAACUUAAGUAUUUUCGUAAAACAUUUAAAAGUUCACGUGCUUCUACAAAUGUAAGUAUAAUUGAAGAACAUUAUGCUUAUCCUGAUGUAUAUUAAACUAUUACUAAAAGAAGUUCAAGUCAUGAAAAAAGUGUUGCUUAUAAUUCUUACUUUUAUUCUACUACUUGUCUAGAGAAUAUGAUAUAUAUAGUGAUAAAUCACAAAUUAUAAGGUUAAAAAUGAG
Paramecium sonneborni is the source of this 2096-nucleotide messenger RNA. The record is from the annotation of a GenBank genome assembly. Lineage: Eukaryota; Ciliophora; Oligohymenophorea; Peniculida; Parameciidae.